CUCUUGUUUCCUGUUUAAAGUUUACUUUCACUUUCCAGAGUCUGUGACACAGUUUUUUCUCUCCGUGUGGAGCUCCAGCUGAAGGACCCAUCAGAGACCAGACCCUGCUGAACCUGAAAACAGCUGUAUGUCUAUGAAGAGUGUCCGGUCCAUGGAGACACCACUACUUUAAAAAAGGAGGUGACCUGUAAGGGACAGGCCAAUUAAAAUGGUGGAGAGGAGAAGGAAGAGGCCAAGACAGAAGGAAAGGGAGGAACAUAUUGAAAUAAAGAGCCGAAGACAGAGGAUCCAUCAAAGACCAGACUCUGCUGGACCUGAACCCAGCUGUGUGUCCUUUAAGAUUGACCAGUCACAUCAAGGCCUCAUUGACUUUAAAGGAGAGCAACCCUCUGCUGAAAAGAGGAUCCAUCAGAGACCAGACUCUGCUGAACCUGAACCCAGCUAUGUGUCCUUCAAGAGUGAUCAGUCACAUCAAGGCCUCAUUGACUUUAAAGGAGCGCAACCCUCUGCUGAAAAGCGGAUCCAUGAAAGACCAGACUCUGCUGGACCUGAACCCAGCUGUGUGUCCUUUAAGAGUGACCAGUCACAUCAAGGCCUCAUUGACUUUAAAGGAGAGCAACCCUCUGCUGAAAAGAGAGUGGACCAGGAGAGCUCAGAGGUUCCCAGUGGUCAGUCUGCUCAGCAGCAUCAAACAUACCUGGACUCCAUAUUUAUGCUGCUGGAGGAGGACAUCGUCACUUUUGUGAAGAAUGAGCUGAAGAUAAUCCAGAAGGUUGUGAGUCCAGAUUACCCAGAAUGCUUAGAGAGUCAGAAGCAGGGUGAGGAUGAAAUGCAGAGGAGGAGCAGAGAGGCAUUUCUGAAGAUCACACUGCACUUCCUGAGGAGAAUGAAGCAGGACAAGCUGGCUGACCGUCUGCAGAGCAGAUGUCCUGCUGGAGUUUGUAAGCGUGAACUAAAAUGUAACCUAAACAAGAAGUUCCAGUGUGUGUUUGAGGGGAUUGCUAAAGCAGGAAACCAAACCAUACUGAAUCAGAUGUUUACCGAGAUCUACAUCACAAAGCGAGGGACUGCAGAUGAUGAACAUGAGGUCAGACAGAUUGAAACAGCAUCCAGGAAACAAGAUAGACCAGAAACAACAAUCAGACGAGAAGACAUCUUUAAAACUCCAUCUGGAAGAGCUGAACCGAUCAGAACAGUGAUGACAAAGGGAGUGGCUGGCAUCGGGAAAACAGUCUUAACACAGAAGUUCACUCUGGACUGGGCUGAAGACAAAGCCAACCAGGACAUCCAGUUCACAUUUCCAUUCACCUUCAGAGAGCUGAAUGUGCUAAAAGAGAAGAAGUACAGCUUGGUGGAACUUGUUGAUUACUUCUUUAGUGAAACCAAAGAAGCAGGAAUCUGCAGGUUUGAAGAGUUCCCAAUUGUGUUCAUCUUUGACGGUCUGGAUGAGUGUCGACUUCCUCUGGACUUCCUCAACACUGAGAUCCUGACUGAUGUUACAGUGUCCACCUCAGUGGAUGUGCUGCUGACAAACCUCAUCAGGGAAAACUGCUUCCCUCUGCUCCGCCUCUGGAUAACCACACACGCUGCUGCAGCCAAUCAGAUCCCUCCUGGGUGUGUUGACAUGAUGACAGAGGUCAGAGGGUUCACUGACCCACAGAAGGAGGAGUACUUCAGGAAGAAAUUCAGAGAUGAGGAGCAGGCCAACAGAAUUAUCUCCCACAUCAAGACAUCACGAAGCCUCCAUAUCAUGUGUCACAUCCCAGUCUUCUGCUGGAUCACUGCUACAGUUCUGGAGGAUGUGUUGAAGAGCAGAGAGGGAAGAGAGCUGCCCAAGACCGUGACUGAGAUGUACAUCCACUUCCUGGUGGUUCAGUCCAAACGGAAGUACAUCAAGUAUGAUGGAGGAGCUGAGACAGAUCCACACUGGAGUCCAGAAAGCAGGAAGAUGAUCGAGUCUCUAGGAAAACUGGCUUUUGAGCAGCUGCAGAAAGGCAACCUGAUCUUCUAUGAAUCAGACCUGACAGAGUGUGGCAUCGAUAUCAAAGCAGCCUCAAUGUGCUCAGGAGUGUUCACACAGAUCUUUAAAGAGGAGAGAGGACUGUACCAGAACCAGGUGUUCAGCUUUGUCCAUCUGAGUGUUCAGGAGUUUCUGGCUGCUCUUCAUGUUCAUCUGACAUUCACCAAGUCUGGAGUCAACCUGCUGUCAGGAAAACAAACAACAUCAACACAGUUCUACCAGAGUGCUGUGGACGAGGCCUUACAGAGUCCAAAUGGACACCUGGACUUGUUCCUCCGCUUCCUCCUGGGUCUUUCUCUGCAGACCAAUCAGAAUCUCCUACGAGGUCUGAUGACACAGACAGGAAGUAGCUCAGAGACCAAUCAAGAAACAGUCAAGUACAUCAAGAAGAAGAUCAGUGCGAAUCUGUCUGCAGAGAGAAGCAUCAAUCUGUUCCACUGUCUGAAUGAACUUAAUAAUCGAUCUCUAGUGAAGGAGAUCCAACAGUCCCUGAAAUCAGGACGUCUCUCCACAGAUGAACUGUCUCCUGCUCAGUGGUCAGCUCUGGUCUUCAUCUUACUGUCAUCAGAGGAAGAUCUGGAUGUGUUUGACCUGAAGAAAUAUGGUGCUUCAGAGGAGGCUCUUCUGAGGCUGCUGCCAGUGGUCAAAGCCUCCAACAAAGCUCUACUGAGUGGCUGCAAUCUGUCAGAGAGAAGCUGUGAAGCUCUGUCCUCUGUUCUCAAGUCCAAGUCCUCUAGUCUGAGAGAGCUGGACCUGAGUAACAACAACCUGGAAUCAGGAGCAAAGCUGAUCACUGUUGGACUGAAGAGUCCACACUGCACACUGGAGACUCUCAGGUUGGGUGGCUGUAACCUGUCAAAGAGUAGCUGUGAAGCUCUGUCCUCUUUUCUUAGCUCCCAGUCCUCUAGUCUGAGAGAGCUGGAUCUGAGUAACAACAACCUGCAGGAUUCAGGAGUAAAGCUGAUCUCUGUUGGACUGAAGAGUCCACACUGCACCCUAGAGACUCUCAGUCUGUCAGGCUGUCUGAUCUCAGAGGAAGGCUGUUCUGCUCUGGUCUCGCCUCUGAGCUCCAACCCCUCCCAUCUGAGAGAACUGGACCUGAGCUACAAUCAUCCAGGAGACUCGGGAGUGAAGCUACUGUCAGCGGGACUGAAGGAUCCUCUCUGGAGACUGGACACUCUCAGCGUGGAGCCUGCUGGAGUCAGAUGGUUGACACCAUGUCUGGUUCGAGAUCAGGCGUCCCACCACCCGCUAUUAAGCCUGUCUCCUCAGCUUCUAGGCGCUGCAUCACCUCCUCUUCAGCUGGAGAGUUUGCGCUUCUGCGUUGCGGGCUCACAGUUUUAUGUAAAGAAUGGUGACGGUCUCCUGGGAUCCGUUUCCUCCCAGCGGGUCGCUGUUGCUGCGUCCUCGCUGCACUCUGAAGCGCCGGACCUGCAGCGUGUGGAACCAGUGAGGCUGGGGGCCCGAGGAGGACCGGCUGAGUUCAGCAGCAUGGAUCAGUGUGAGGACAGUGAAACCACUCUGAGUGGGGAACAGGACCGCCAGACCAAAGCUCAGAGGACCAUCCUGCUACGGGACUCUGAUGAAUCUGAACCAGAACCCAGCUGUGUGUCCAUGAUGAGUGACCGGUCUAAGGAUUUGCCGCUGUGGUUUAAAAAUCAAGCUUCACCAAUAGCAGAAGUGGACCAGGAGAGCUUAGAUGUUCCCAUUGUUCACUCUGCCCAGCAACAUCAAAUACACAUGGACUCCAUCUUUAUGGUGCUGGAGGAGAACAUCGUCACUUUUGUGAAGAACGAGCUAAAGAAGAUUCAGAAGGUUCUGAGUCCAGAUUACCCAGAAUGCUCAGAGAGUCAGAGGGAGGGUGAGGAUGAAGAGCAGAGGAGCAACAGAGAGGCAUUUAUGAAGAUCACACUUCACUUCCUGAGGAGAAUGAAGCAGGAUGAGCUGGCUGACUGUCUGCAGCGCAGUAAGAGGAUUUCUCUAAUGACACACCAACCCGAUUAUCAACGUCGGAUAGUCUGGCAAGGAAGUCUUUCUGGAGUUUGUAAGCGUAAACUCAAAUCUAACCUGAACAAGAAGUUCCAGUGUGUGUUUGAGGGGAUUGCUAAAGCAGGAAAUCCAACCCUUCUGAAUCAGAUGUUCACAAAGAUCUACAUCACAAAGGGAGGGACUGCAGAGGUCAAUGCUGAACAUGAGGUCAGACAGAUUGAAACAGCAUCCAGGAAAUCAGACAAGCCAGAAACAACAAUCAGACAAGAAGACAUCUUUAAAACUCCACCUGGAAGAGAUAAACCAAUCAGAACAGUGAUGACAAAGGGAGUGGCUGGCAUCGGUAAAACAGUCUUAACACAGAAGUUCACUCUGGACUGGACUGAAGACAAAGCCAACCAGGACAUCCAGUUCACAUUUCCAUUCACCCUCAGAGAGCUGAAUGUCUUGAAAGAGAGAAAGUACAGCUUGGUGGAACUUUUUGAUUACUUCUUUAGUGAAACCAAAGAAGCAGGAAUCUGCAGGUUUGAAGAGUUCCCGGUUGUGUUCAUCUUUGACGGUCUGGAUGAGUGUCGACUUCCUCUGGACUUCCUCAACACUGAGAUCCUUACUGAUGUUACAAAGUCCACCUCAGUGGAUGUGCUGCUGAUAAACCUCAUUAGGGGGAAUCUGCUUCCCUCUGCUCGCCUCUGGAUAACCACACGACCUGCAGCAGCCAAUCAGAUCCCUCCUGAGUGUGUUGACAUGGUGACAGAGGUCAGAGGGUUCACUGAUCCACAGAAGGAGGAGUACUUCAGGAAGAGAUUCACAGAUGAGGAGCAGGCCAACAGAAUCAUCUCCCACAUCAAGACAUCACGAAGCCUCCAUAUCAUGUGCCACAUCCCAGUCUUCUGCUGGAUCACUGCUACAGUUCUGGAGGAUGUGUUGAAGACCAGAGAGGGAGGAGGGCUGCCCAAGACCCUGACUGAGAUGUACAUCCACUUCCUGGUGGUUCAGUCCAAAGUGAAGAACAUCAAGUAUGAUGGAGGAGCUGAGACAGAUUCACACUGGAGUCCAGACACCAGGAAGAUGAUCUGGUCUCUGGGAAAAUUGGCGUUUGAGCAGCUGCAGAAAGGCAACCUGAUCUUCUAUGAAUCAGACCUGACAGAGUGUGGCAUCGAUAUCAGAGCAGCCUCAGAGUACUCAGGAGUGUUCACGCAGAUCUUUAAAGAGGAGAGAGGACUCUACCAGGACAAGGUGUUCUGCUUCAUCCAUCUGAGUGUUCAGGAGUUUCUGGCUGCUCUUCAUGUCCAUCUGACAUUCACCAACUCUGGGGUCAACCUGCUGUCAGAAGACCAAACAACAUCAACACAGUUCUACCAGAGUGCUGUGGACAAAGCCUUACAGAGUCCAAAUGGACACCUGGACUUGUUCCUCCGCUUCCUCCUGGGUCUUUCACUGCAGACCAAUCAGAAUCCCUUACGAGGACUGAAGACACAGAAUAUUAAGAUUACCUUACAAGGUCUGCGGACACAAAAAGGAAGCAGCUCCCAGACUAUUAAGAUUCCCUUAAAAGGUCUACUGACACAGACAGGAAAUAGCUCAAAGACUAGUAAGAUUCUCUUCGGAGGACUAAAGACACAGACAGGAAGUAGCUCAGAGACCAAUCAGACUCUCUCACGAGAACUGAAGACACAGACAGGAAGUAGCUCAGAGACCAAUCAGGCUCUCUUACGAGACCUGAUGACAAAGAUGAGAAUUAGCUCAGAGUCCAAAGAGGAAACAGUUGAGUACAUCAAGAAGAAGAUCAGUGAGAAUCUGUCUGCAGAGAGAAGCAUCAAUCUGUUCCACUGUCUGAAUGAACUGAAUGACCGUUCUCUAGUGGAGGAGAUCCAACAGUACCUGAGUUCAGGAAGUCUCUCCACAGAUGAACUGUCUCCUGCUCAGUGGUCAGCUCUGGGCUUCAUCUUACUGUCAUCAGAAGAAGAUCUGGACGUGUUUGACCUAAAGAAAUACUCUGCUUCAGAGGAGGCUCUUCUGAGGCUGCUGCCAGUGGUCAAAACCUCCAACCAAGCACUACUGAGUUGGUGUAAUCUGUCAGAGAGAAGCUGUGAAGCUCUGUCCUCAGUUCUCAGCUCCCAGACUUCUAGUCUGAGAGAGCUGGACCUGAGUAACAACAACCUGCAGGAUUUAGGAGUUAAGCUGAUCUCUGUUGGACUGAAGAGUCCACACUGCACACUGGAGACUCUCAGUCUGUCAGGCUGUCUGAUCUCAGAGGAAGGCUGUUCUUCUCUGGUCUCAGCUCUGAGCUCCAACCCCUCCCAUCUCAGAGAGCUUGACCUGAGCUAUAAUCAUCCAGGAGAUUCAGGUGUGAAGCGACUGUCAGCAGGACUGAAGGAUCCUCUCUGGAGAUUGGACACUCUCAGGGUGGAGCCUGCUGGAGUCAGAUAUUUGAGACCUGGUCUGAGGAAGUAUUCCUGUGAACUCACAUUCGACACAAACACAGUGAACAGAAACUUCAUACUGUCUGACAACAACAGAACGGUAACAUAUGUGGAGGAGGAUCAGCCAUAUCCUGAUCAUCCAGAGAGGUUUGACUCCUAUCAUCAGCUGCUGUGUAGAGAUGGUCUGACUGGUCGCGGUUACUGGGAGGUUGACACGAGAGGAGAUGUUCAUAUAGCAGUGAGUUACAGAGGAAUCAGCAGGAGAGUUGACAGUGAUGACUGUUGGUUUGGAUAUAACGAUCAGUCCUGGAGUCUGAUCUGCUCUGAUGGUCGUUACUCUGUCUGUCACAAUAACAGAAAAACAUCCAUCUCCUCCUCCUCUGUCUCUGGUAGAAUUGCAGUGUAUGUGGACUGUCCUGCUGGCUCUCUGUCCUUCUACACAGUCUCUUUUGACUCACUGAUCCACCUCCACACUGUCAACACCACAUUCACUCAGCCUCUUUAUCCUGGGUUUGGGAUCUGGUCUGGUUCCUCAGUGUCUCUGUGUUGUGUGUAGGACAGUGAGUCUCCUCCUGUUUCUCAAUGUUGAUCAGUUGAGUCUGUACAGGAUCACACUUACAGAAAU
Perca fluviatilis (European perch) is the source of this 7057-nucleotide messenger RNA. RefSeq lists its product as uncharacterized. The coding region runs from base 209 to 6988 and encodes 2259 amino acids. Gene Ontology annotation, molecular function: protein binding. The transcript has 23 exons. The record is from RefSeq and is a predicted model, not a curated record. Lineage: Eukaryota; Metazoa; Chordata; Actinopteri; Perciformes; Percidae.